AAAGAAUCACACCCAGUUCACUCGUACAUUGCACUUCACCGGCAAGACACUCCCCUGUUACAUUUUCCAACCGUUGCCGGCGGCGAAAUAAUGGGGAAGGGCGGAGCAUUGUCCGACGGCGUCAUGAAGAAGAUCAUCGUUUCCUACACCUACGUCACAGUCUGGAUCCUCCUAUCCUUCACCGUCAUCGUCUUCAACAAGUACAUCCUCGACCGGAACCUCUACAACUGGCCCUUCCCCAUCUCCCUCACCAUGAUCCACAUGUCCUUCUGCUCCUCCCUCGCCUUCUUCCUCGUCCGCGCCGUCAAACUCGUCGACCCGCCGACCGCCGUCACCCGCCGCGUGUACCUCACGCGCGUCGUCCCCAUCGGCGUCCUCUACGCCCUCUCCCUCUGGCUCUCCAACUCCGCCUACAUCUACCUCUCCGUCUCCUUCAUCCAGAUGCUCAAGGCCCUCAUGCCGGUCGCCGUCUACGCGGUGGGAGUUCUGUUCAAUAAAGACCCGUACAAGCCCGCCACCAUGGCGAACAUGGUCGGGAUAUCCGCCGGCGUCUCUGUCGCCGCGUACGGCGAGGCGAAGUACGAUUCCUGGGGGGUGUUACUGCAAUUGCUCGCCGUCGGAUUCGAAGCGACCCGAUUGGUGAUGAUUCAGAUCCUGCUCAAUUCCAAGGGAAUCUCACUGAAUCCGAUCACAUCCCUGUACUACGUCGCCCCGUGCUGCUUCGUCUUCCUCUCGAUUCCAUGGCUGAUCGUCGAGUUCCCUGUUCUGCGGGAGAAAUCAGGGUUCCGAUUCGACUUCGCCAUAUUCGGGACGAAUUCUCUCUGCGCUUUUGCCCUGAACCUCGCCGUCUUCUUGCUCGUAGGGAAGACGUCGGCGCUGACCAUGAAUGUCGCCGGAGUGGUCAAGGACUGGCUCCUGAUUGCUUUUUCCUGGUCUGUUAUCAGAGACACCGUCACUCCGGUGAACUUAAUCGGGUACGGGUUGGCGUUCUUGGGAGUGGGUUACUAUAACCACUCCAAAUUGCAGGCUUUGAAAGCUAAAGAAGCUGAGAAGAAGGCGGCGGCGGAUGAAGAAAGUGGGAACCUGUUGGGAGACAGAGAUGGGAGCUCGGGAGGAGACUUGCUGGGGAAGAAGGUCAAUGCUCACACCUAAUUUCGUAAUUUGACUAGGGGAAAUUAAAGGAAAAAGAAAGAAAAUGGUUGUGUAGAAUUCAUCAUCACUGUAUAUCUUAAUCAACCCUCCUAGGUACUUUCUUUACUUUCCAAAAAUACUCAGACAACAAAAUAAAAAUAAUUAUUAAAAUCA
Cuscuta europaea is the source of this 1305-nucleotide messenger RNA. Lineage: Eukaryota; Viridiplantae; Streptophyta; Magnoliopsida; Solanales; Convolvulaceae. The record is from the annotation of a GenBank genome assembly.